Molecule: messenger RNA, 1458 nt
Organism: Penicillium crustosum
Lineage: Eukaryota; Fungi; Ascomycota; Eurotiomycetes; Eurotiales; Aspergillaceae
Exons: 5
Coding region: 1-1458 (485 amino acids)
Biological process (GO): transmembrane transport
Cellular component (GO): membrane
Molecular function (GO): transmembrane transporter activity
Source: RefSeq, a predicted model, not a curated record
AUGACAUCUCUGGGAGCCAAACUGAGAUUUGUCGUCACUGCGGGCGUUGGAUUCUUCGCAGAUGGCUAUCUCAACUUGACGAUUGGACUUGUGGUACCAAUUCUGGGUUACCUAUACUUCCAAGAUGGCAAGGUACCGACAGUCGACAGCGACAUCAUGAAAGGUGGCCUCAGCCUGGGCAUGGUAGUUGGUCAGCUUCUUUUUGGGGUUCUAAGCGAUGUCUUGGGUCGCCAUACUGUUUAUGGCAAAGAACUUCUCCUUACUAUAUUUGGAACCCUGAUGGUAGUCUUGUUGCCUUGGAAUCGGAUGUCGGCCCAGUCUGUGACGGCAUGGAUUUCAAUAUUCCGUGUUGUGACUGGAGUAGGAAUUGGGGCCGACUAUCCAUUAUCUUCAUCUUUAUCGGCAGAAAAGUCACCGUUUGGCUCCCGUGCUAUCCAAGUGUUGACUGUUUUCUCAAAUAUCGGCCUCGGUAAUAUUGCGGCCAGCAUCGUGUUUCUGAUCUUGCUCAAGGCAUUUGAGGGGUCGAUAGCCGAUAACCUGAGCCAUCUGGAAUGGGUCUGGCGUCUGCUAUUGGGCAUUGGAAUUGUGCCUGCGAUGUUCACUCUUUAUGCACGGUUAACGAUCACGGAGACACAGCCCUACAAACAAUAUGUCUGUGAUGAUACUGCUGGACAGAAACGCACAUUCAUGAGGCAGUGGGAAGACUUCUGCGAGUACUUCAGUCACUGGAAACAUGCCAAAGUGUUGUUUGCAACCGCGGCCUCUUGGUUCUUGUUCGAUAUUGCAUAUUAUGGUAUCAAUCUUAAUCAAAGCAUUAUACUGGCAAGAAUCGGGUAUGCCCAUGGAGCAACACCAUGGAAGACACUGUACAACACUGCUGUGGGUAAUAUAAUCAUACAGACAGCAGGGUAUCUCCCUGGAUUCUACGUCGGCAUCUUCCUUCCUGAUCGCAUCGGUCGUGUACGCCAACAAUUCUGGACCUCUAUCAUGGUGUGCAUCCUUUAUGCCAUAUGGGCCGGAAUCAGUACACAAAGCGCGCACACCUCGACAGCUGGCUUGAUGGUGAUAUUUGCUCUCUCGCAGUUUUUGCUGACUGUUGGUCCUAAUUGCACAACGUUCUUGAUCCCCGCAGAGGUGUUCCCAACGCGUGUUCGAGGCACAGCACACGGAAUAUCAGCUGCUGCUGGAAAAUGCGGCGCCAUUAUAACUGCAUUUGCUUUCGGUUCUGUUGAAGACGCAAUCGGCUUGGAGGGUGUCCUUGGAUUGUUCUCGGGGAUCAUGCUGCUCACUGCUCUUGUGACCUUGCUGAUACCUGAGACCAAGAAUCGAACCCUUGAGGGCAUUGAAAAAGAUGAGCUCUAUCGAGCAAGCGAAGCCGUUGCCGAGCUUCCACACUCUGAAGUUGAGGCAGGGAACAGGGAGCUAUAUGUGGCAAAGUCUAGCUUUGAUGACAAUUAA